Glycine soja is the source of this 1796-nucleotide messenger RNA. Its product is annotated as short-chain dehydrogenase TIC 32, chloroplastic-like. The coding region runs from base 346 to 1359 and encodes 337 amino acids. NCBI's taxonomy places the organism in Eukaryota, Viridiplantae, Streptophyta, Magnoliopsida, Fabales, Fabaceae. The record is from RefSeq and is a predicted model, not a curated record. The transcript is spliced from 9 exons.
GUUCCUUGUUGUAUUUUUCCAUAUAUUUAUUUUCGCUCUAGCUAGCAGUUGAUUCCUUCUUUCUGCAGUGUAGCUUCCACAGCACUAGUGAGCAGUGAGUGAGGACCAUUAUUCAUUUGUUAAUAUGGUUAUAAAAAUACAGUGAGCACGUACGUACGCGUAACCUCUCUCUUUGCUUGCAUAGCAUCUGCAAAACCUGACAGUGAAAAAGAGUAACACCUUUUUUACAACCUCUCAUUUUCUCUGCCAUCCAAACCAAGCAGCAGCCAAGACAAGAGUAACGCCCACUACUCCAACUCUCUUCAUUCAAUUCAUUUCCAACAAACAAACAAACACAUCCUUAGGAUGCUCGAGACAGUUAAAUACCUUCUCGGUUCGGCCGGUCCAAGCGGCUUCGGCUCCAAAACUACCGCCGAACAAGUCACGGAAAACCACGCCGAUCUCCGCUCCAUCACCGCCAUUAUCACCGGUGCUACGUCUGGAAUCGGAACUGAAACGGCGCGUGUGCUAGCGAAGCGUGGUGCCAGGCUGGUUCUGCCGGCGCGUAGCAUGAAAGCUGCGGAAGACGCGAAAGCGCGCAUAGUGUCAGAGUGUCCUGAUUCAGAGAUCAUCGUUAUGGCUCUUGAUCUUAGUUCUCUCAAUUCGGUUACUAACUUCGUUGCUCACUUUCACUCUCUCGGUUUGCCUCUCCAUCUCCUAAUAAACAAUGCUGGAAAGUUUGCACAUGAACAUGCUAUAUCUGAAGAUGGCGUUGAAAUGACCUUCGCCACUAAUUAUCUGGGUCAUUUUGUGAUGACAAAUUUGUUGGUGAAAAAGAUGGUGGAAACGGCGAAGGAGACAGGAGUGCAGGGUAGGAUAGUGAACGUGUCGUCGAGCAUCCACGGGUGGUUUUCCGGCGAUGCGAUUUCAUAUCUGGCUCUUAUAAGCCGCAACAAAAGGCAUUACGACGCCACACGUGCUUAUGCUCUUUCCAAGCUCGCCAACGUUUUCCACACCAAGGAGCUUGCCCGUAGACUCCAGCAAAUGGGGGCCAACGUCACUGUGAAUUGUGUUCAUCCUGGGAUCGUGAGAACCAGACUCACUAGAGAGCGUGAGGGUUUACUCACAGAUUUGGUGUUCUUUUUGGCUUCCAAGCUCUUGAAGACCAUUCCUCAGGCAGCUGCUACCACAUGUUAUGUGGCCACUCAUCCAAGGCUCUUGAAUGUCUCCGGCAAGUACUUUGCUGACUGUAACGAAACUUCAACCUCAAAAUUGGGAUCCAACUCAACUGAAGCUGCAAGGUUAUGGGCCGCGUCCGAAUUCAUGAUUUCUAGGGGUCCAAAAGCUGCCUUUGACCUACUCAAUCACCUUGAAUUUUGAAGUUAAUUUCUUGGGACACUGCAAUAUAUAUAGUACUAGUAUAUGAUAUGAUUUUAUGGACAAAGAUACAUGGGUCUAGAGAGAGCAACCCUAAUAUUGUUUUGCUCUCUUUUGAUGUUAAUAUAGUCAAGAUAAUGAUAGGAAGGGUUAACUUAAUUUGCACAGUUUUAUAUAUGAAUGUGAUCUUAUAUGUAGUACCUAGGGUAUAAUAUAACCAUAUGUCAAUGUACAAUUAUUUUGAAAUAUCAUUACCUAGCUGGAGGAAAUUAACUUGUUGUUUUUAUUUUAUUUUUGCAAGUCUAAAAUAUGAUUGCUUUAGAUGCUAGUUAGAUUGGAUUGCCAUAUGAUGAUACAAUGAUUAUAGAGGUUGGGUUAUGUUAACUCUUGGAUCUUAGCUAGAUUGGAAAUGAAAGUGCCAGGAAAACUCUAAUUGUACA